Messenger RNA from Triticum aestivum (bread wheat), 846 nucleotides. Its product is annotated as probable calcium-binding protein CML14. Gene Ontology annotation, cellular component: myosin II complex. The record is from RefSeq and is a predicted model, not a curated record. Lineage: Eukaryota; Viridiplantae; Streptophyta; Magnoliopsida; Poales; Poaceae. Gene Ontology annotation, molecular function: calcium ion binding.
GUCGCUGCGGGGCAGCCAGCUGAAGCAGCUGCGCUCCCUCUUCGACCGCUUCGACAUGGACGGCGACGGCAGCCUCACCCAGCUCGAGCUGGCGGCCCUGCUCCGCUCCCUCGGCCUGCGCCCCACGGGCGACGAGUCCCGGGCCCUCCUCCUCGCCAUCGACGCCGACGGCAGCGGCACCGUGGAGUUCGACGAGCUGGCGCGCGCCAUCGCGCCGGUCCUCACCGCCCACGCGCCGCGGCUCGUCGACCAGGCGCAGCUGCUCGAGGUCUUCCGCGCCUUCGACCGCGACGGCAACGGCUACAUCUCCGCCGCCGAGCUCGCGCGCUCCAUGGCCAAGCUCGGCCAGCCGCUCACGUUCGAGGAGCUGCGGACGAUGAUGCGGGACGCCGAUGCGGAUGGGGACGGCGUGAUUAGCUUCGGGGAGUUCGCCGCCGUCAUGGCCAGGUCCGCGCUCGACUUCCUCGGCGUCCCCGCCGCCUGAGAUGAUGGCCCGCCGGGCUCCGGCUGGCUCUGGGUCGGAUCGACUGAUUGAUGUCCCGUCAUGGUUCUCUGAUUAAUUAGGAUCGGUGGUAGUAUGUUUCGUUCUUCUUCAUGCUAGAAUUAGUGGUAGUAGGAUGGUUCGAGGGCCGGAUCGGAUGAACUGUAACGAACUCGCACGGAAUUGCAACGUUGACCUGAAAUGUGUAUAAAUUUUGGUAAUUUGGUCAAUCGAUGCGUCCGCUGCGUGGAGGUAUUUCUGCCGUAUGGAACAGGAGAUGUGCACACACGGUGCUAUCCUCCAAGGCCGCGAUGGAUCCGUCCGUCUCCUGUCCAUUUUUGCAAAUAGAGAUGGACAUUGACUCA